This is a messenger RNA of Salarias fasciatus (jewelled blenny), 2792 nucleotides long. It is a transcript of the gene crema, whose product is annotated as cAMP responsive element modulator a. Bases 136 to 1032 code for a protein of 298 amino acids. The transcript has 8 exons. Gene Ontology annotation, cellular component: ATF4-CREB1 transcription factor complex; nucleus. NCBI's taxonomy places the organism in Eukaryota, Metazoa, Chordata, Actinopteri, Blenniiformes, Blenniidae. The record is from RefSeq and is a predicted model, not a curated record. Gene Ontology annotation, molecular function: cAMP response element binding; protein binding; DNA-binding transcription factor activity, RNA polymerase II-specific. Gene Ontology annotation, biological process: regulation of transcription by RNA polymerase II.
CGGACUCGUCGGUCGGACAUUUUCGGCACAGCGUCAUCAGCGCUGACGUGGAAACUACGUGAGCGCGAGGCACCGCCGUCCACCCUCGCUGUCAUUAGUGACGAGUCCCGCGACGUAAAGCUCCGGUGACUGGUGAUGGAUGCGUCUCAGCUAGACAGCAGCUUAAACGAGUCUGUGACGGACGCAGAGGAAGACCUCAGCGACACGAGUCCGCCUGCUUCCACUCAGGAGUCUGUGACCGCUGAGUCUUCCGAUGUGACUGUUGUUCAGCUACCCAAUGGCCAAACGGUCCAGGUCCAAGGGGUCAUCCAGGCCCCUCAGCCCUCGGUCAUACAGUCGCCACAAGUCCAGACAGUUCAGAUCGCCGCCGUAGCAGAGCUGGAUGACGAGGAGCCGGCUGCCGACGCACAGAAACGACGAGAGAUUCUCUCCAGGCGCCCGUCUUAUCGAAAAAUUCUUAAUGAACUUUCAUCAGAUUCGCCGGCGGUCCCCAAGAUCGAAGAGGAAAAGGCGGAGGAUGAGGUGCAGGUUUCCAGCACAGCGCCGGCGUCUGUGCCAACAUCCAUCUACCAGACCAGCGCGGGACAAUACAUUACAAUCAGCCAGGGAGGAACCAUCCAGCUGGCCGGUCCAGAAACCCUGCAGGGGGCCGGCGUCCCACAGCCUGGAGCCGCCAUCAGCUCCCCGCAGCAGCUCUUCAUCCAGGGAAGACAAGUGCUGAUCCAAGCUGCCACCGGAGACAUCCCCGCCUACCAGCUGCGAUCGCCCAACUCCGGCCUGGCUCAGAGCAUCGUGAUGGCGGCGUCCCCCAGCAGCAUGGAGAGCCCGUCGUCGCAGCACGCCGAGGAGAUCACCCGCAAGAGGGAGGUCCGGCUCAUGAAGAACAGGGAAGCGGCUCGCGAGUGCCGCAGGAAAAAGAAAGAGUACGUCAAAUGUCUGGAAAACCGCGUGGCCGUGCUGGAAAACCAAAACAAGACCCUGAUUGAAGAGCUGAAGGCACUGAAGGACAUUUACUGCCACAAAGCCGAGUAGCGGCGGCCGCCUGUGGUCACGGGCUCCAGACAGUUUACAAACUAAAGACGUUAAAAAAAGAAGAAAUUUGGAGAAAAAAAAAAAAAAAAGAAGAAGAAGAAAAAACCUACUCUGGAACAAAAAAACUGCUGGGACUGUCUCUGUUUCUCUGCUCACUCAGGCCCGAUGUGCACCAAACCCAGAAGUGUUGUGGGGGGGAUCGUCGUAGCUUGAGCUUGCCGGUUUCGCUCUCGUCCUUUUCUUGCGCUCUUUGCAUGUGAAGACUCAAAAGUGUUGUCUGCCGCUGCAGCCGUGCACGAGGCAAGGCGAGGCCAGGCGAGGCCGGCCAAUGGGAGCCGUCCCAGGAAAGAGGAAGAGGAAGCGGUUGAACGAGGGGGCCGCUUGCCACCAAAACGCGCUGCUUCAUUGACACGGCGUGCGAGGAAGGGUUCGGCAGGGUCUCGCCACCAGCAGGUCCCCCCCCCCCCCCCCCCCCCCGAGGUCAGUCGAAGCUCCGCAGAUCCUCCACCAGCCGAGAGAUGUCUUCGUCACGUCUUCUGUGCACCCUAUGCUUCUGUUUUUGGUCGCCGCAUUCCUUCACCUGACAGUAAGAAGAGUCACCGCAGAGCUUUUUGCGUUUUCAUCAUUUUUAGUAAAUCUCUGUCUGGUCCAAAAUCUUUCUUUCUCUCUUACUUUCUUUUUUUCUUUUUUUUUUUUUUUUUUUUUUUUAAAGGAAAGUUUUGUUUGGUUGUUCACGUAGACUUAAGCUCUGUUUUACACGACGAUUUUUUUCACGUUAAAUCGCUGAAAGCGUGGUCAUGUAAACGGGGGACCUUCGAGAGGCUUUAUCUCAACCCAAAGUCAAAGAGAAUCUUAAUAAUUUAUGAGAUCAAGUGUGUGAAAUGAAUGAAAAACUGUUUGAUGUCAAAGCACAGAAUGUCGGCCUGGUUAUUACCAACCUUUCUAUUUUAUUACAAUAAGUGACAAAUAUAUAUUAUACAAAGCAAAUGUUACUAUUAACUUGUUGAAUGUGCUCAAAGCUAUUAUGUAAAACCCUAAAAUUUGUAUGUUGACAGAUAUUUUACAUUGAUGCAGAAAAAAAAACUGCAGGCGUCAUUUUGUUCUUGAAAUGAUGGAUGUUUUUUGUGUUUUUUUUGGAAUGAAACUGUAUUUGAUUAUGGCUUGAUAUUAACAUGCUCUGUUUAAAGGGUGAUGCCAAUCUUUAUUUUAUUUUUUUUUUGUAAAGACAUUUUGUUUUAAAUAAUUUAUCAUCUGGUGUUAAUCUUUCUCUUGAUAUUUGGAAACUGCUGGCUUUCUCUGUUGAUGUUGAGUUAUUUUUUUCUGCUUAAAUUUUUCUCUUCUGUUGGGAAAUUCAAGAAAAGCACACACACUCACUCUCUCUCUCUCUCUCUCUCACACACACACACACACACACACUCACACACACACUCCCUGGAGUGACAGACCCUGAAGGCAUCGCUCUCAGGCUGCCAAAGCUCUUGAACCAACCGUUUCUCCUCCAGACCGGGUAUUUAUCCAGUCAGAGAGUCAUCCUGGGGCGUCUUCAUGUUCACCAGCUGGUUUGUGCUCGGAGAGUCGCCUCCCGUUAUGGUGAAAUCUGCAAAAAAAAAAAAAUCACGGUGUAAAAAUUAGAUUUGACUUCUUCUGCUCUUUAGUUGUUUUUCGGUGGCUUCGUCUUUGACCAGGUGUUCUCUUCUCGGUGUACUUCCUUGUUCUGAACAACUUUUUGUUCUUUAAAUAAUAAAAUAUUAAAAAUUUGG